Molecule: messenger RNA, 315 nt
Organism: Clunio marinus
Lineage: Eukaryota; Metazoa; Arthropoda; Insecta; Diptera; Chironomidae
Source: the annotation of a GenBank genome assembly
AUGAAAUUGUGGGUGAAUAUAUGGCAUUAUAAAGCUUUGGUUUCAGUUCAAGUCCAUUACAUCGCUUUUAUUAUGAAACUAAAUAGCCUCAAGUGGGUCAUCAAACCUGACAAAAAGACAUUAGUUAGAUUAGAAUGGUUGAAGUUCAUUAGUUUUAUGACGAAAUUUCAGCUGUACAAAGAACUACGCAAAUUAAAAUGCCGGCAAAUGAAUCAUAAUUCAAACUCAGAGAGGCCUAUCGCUUAUGCACGCACCAUCCAUACAAAGCAUCAUGCUUUGAGAGCUUUAGCUGCAUUAAUGUCCUUUAUUGGAUGA